AUGGGCACCUACACAACCGACCACUCCAGCUCCGUCAUCCAAACGCACAGCUGGCGCACACUAUCCAACUCCGCCGCCUACAUCCUCCCGCACAUCAAACCCGACAUGAAAAUCCUCGAUAUCGGCUGCGGCCCAGGGAGCAUCACCGUCGACUUCGCGACGCGGGUACCGCAAGGUCACGUCACAGGGGUGGAGUACACCCCGGAGCCACUGGAGCAAGCGCGCGCGCUGGCAGCCUCGCAGCACCUCUCUAACAUUGACUUCCAAGUCGCCGACAUCCACUCGCUCCCAUUCGCCAAAGACACCUUCGACAUGGUGCACGUGCACCAAGUCCUGCAGCACAUCGCCGACCCCGUGCAGGCGCUCCGGGAGAUGAAGCGCGUGGCGAAGCCGAACGGGAUCGUCGCUGCGCGGGAGUCCGCCAGCUGCACCUGGUACCCGGAGAACGCGGGCAUCGCGACAUGGCUGGAGGUAACGAGCCGCGUUGCCCGCGCAAAGGGCGGGAAUCCCCACCCCGGCCGGUAUAUCCAUGUCUGGGCGGAGGAGGCGGGGUUUGACCGCGCGCGGAUCCGGAAGAGCGCGGGCUCGUGGUGCUUCAGUUCACCGCAGGAGCGGGAGUACUGGGGCGGGUCUAUGGCCGGGAGGUUCCGGUCGUCGGGGUUUACGAAGAUGGCUACGGAGGAGGGGCUUGCCACAGCGGACGAGUUGGAGACGAUCGUGGAGGGAUGGAGGGAGUUUGUGGAGGAGGAAACGGGGUGGUUUGGGUUGCUUCAUGGGGAGAUCCUGUGUUUUAAAUAG
This is a messenger RNA of Aspergillus terreus NIH2624, 798 nucleotides long. Its product is annotated as class I SAM-dependent methyltransferase. Bases 1 to 798 code for a protein of 265 amino acids. Lineage: Eukaryota; Fungi; Ascomycota; Eurotiomycetes; Eurotiales; Aspergillaceae. Gene Ontology annotation, molecular function: methyltransferase activity. The transcript has a single exon. The record is from RefSeq and is a predicted model, not a curated record.